Molecule: messenger RNA, 549 nt
Organism: Truncatella angustata
Lineage: Eukaryota; Fungi; Ascomycota; Sordariomycetes; Amphisphaeriales; Sporocadaceae
Exons: 1
Coding region: 1-549 (182 amino acids)
Source: RefSeq, a predicted model, not a curated record
AUGCAUUUCAACGCUCUUCUACUCUCCGCCCUGAUCUCAGGCGGCGCUAUGGCGAACUACAACAUCAAGCUUUAUGAGCACCGAAACUGCCUAUUUAAGGUCGCCCACGAAUGCACAAACAUUGCAGAGAAGGUCUGCUGCAAUGACGACGGAGAGAAAUUCAAGUCGGGCAAGUUCGAGGAGGUUGGCGGCGGCAAGACCACCGACAAUCUUAAGCUCUACAAGGAGGACGACUGCGGCGGCUUUGACGUGGCGCAGAGGACUGGCGGAGACUGCGUCAGCUACAAGGACAAGGAGAUCGAGGGAGCCAAAGUCUUUAUUGUCAUUGAGCCGGGCUCGAAGCGCGACGUGGAGGAGAAGGAUGAUGGCCCGGUCAAGAGGGUUAGGCCCGAUACUAUCUCUUUGGAGGAGGGGAGGUUCAAAUACUCUAUCAAGCGCGACUCUCCUGCCGGAAUAGCGUUCGGAAAGCUGACGCAGAUCGAACACAAGCGAGACCAUCUGAUCACAUUUGGAAAGCGCGAGGAGAUUCCGGAAUCUCAGCUCGAGUAA